This is a messenger RNA of Prunus avium (sweet cherry), 1953 nucleotides long. The record is from RefSeq and is a predicted model, not a curated record. NCBI's taxonomy places the organism in Eukaryota, Viridiplantae, Streptophyta, Magnoliopsida, Rosales, Rosaceae.
AGAUAAUGAUACUGAUAAUAAAUAAUUCCGUAUAAGGGUUUUAGGGUAUAUUCUUUAUCUCUCUAAAAAUGGUACCUUUCUCUCUCUGCCCCUCCUCCUCCUAUCCUCCUUCUUCUUCUUUCAAACUCUACCACAAGUCCCGAUUCACUGUAACCACUCUCUCCAGUCUAUGUGGUCGUAAAAGAAGGUCCGGUUCCAGCUGCCGUCUCGUGGUGCUCUCAACCCACUCCAACCCCAAAAUUCUCAAGUCCAAUCGGAGGUCGCGCUAUGGCCAGCCUCUGUCUCCCUACGACCAAGAUGACGACGAAGAGGUUUCUCGUCCUAGUGAUGUGUCGGAUGACGAUUGGUUGCUCAAUGAUGACUUUGCAGAAAUUUCAAAGUUUGAUGUUAAUAGAAAGAGGUCCAAAUCACACAAGGGAUUUGCGAAUGGUCAUUCGGAUGGCAGAAACAGCAAGCACACUCUAGAGAAAAGUAAUGCAGCAAACUACUACAAUAGUUCUAAUCAAACAAAUGGAGUCAGUUCCUUGGAUGUACCUCGCAAGGGAAAGCUGUCUACAAGGAAAGCUAUGGAGGAUAGAUUUCCUCGGCUAUCAGAAGAGGUUGAAUUGGAUGAGAAGUGGUUACCUCUUAUUGAUUACCUUAGCACAUUUGGGCUUAAGGAAUCACACUUUAUUCAAAUGUAUGAGAGGCAUAUGCCUUCUCUUCAAAUAAAUGCGUGCUCUGCAAAGGAAAGGUUGGAAUAUUUGUUGAGUGUUGGGGUCAAACAAAGAGAUGUAAGAAGAAUGCUUUUGAGGCAGCCACAAAUCCUUGAAUAUACAGUUGAGAACAAUUUGAAGUCCCAUGUUGCUUUCCUGAUGAGUUUGGGUAUUCCAAGUUCCAGAGUCGGGCAGAUUAUUGCUGCUACUCCAUCCCUCUUCUCUUAUAGUGUUGAGAAUUCGUUGAAACCCACCGUGAGAUACUUAGUUGAGGAGGUCGGGAUUAAGGAAAAAGAUUUAGGUAAAGUUGUGCAGUUAAGCCCUCAAAUUCUAGUUCAACGGAUUGAUAUAUCAUGGAAUACUCGUUUGAUUUUUCUUUCUGAGGAGAUAGGAGCACCCAGAGAUAGUAUUGUGAAGAUGGUUAAAAAACAUCCCCAGUUCCUCCACUAUAGCAUCGAUGAUGGACUGCUGCCCAGGAUCAAUUUCCUUAGGAGUAUUGGGAUGUGCAAUGCUGACAUUUUGAAAGUCUUAACUAGUCUGACACAGGUACUAUCCCUAUCACUGGAGGAGAAUUUGAAACCCAAGUACAAGUACUUGGUCAAUGAACUUCAUAAUGAAGUGCAUUCCUUGACCAAAUAUCCUAUGUACCUAAGCUUGUCUUUAGACCAGAGAAUUCGCCCCCGACAUAGGUUCUUGCUUUCUCUGAAGAAAGCUCCUAAGGGGCCAUUUCCUUUAAGUUCAUUGGUCCCCACUGAUGAAUGCUUCUGCCAGCAGUGGGCUGGAACUAGCUUAGAUAAAUAUCUGGAUUUCAGGCAGAGAUUACUGCUCAAGGAGUUUGCCAAAAAAUAUGAAAGAAAGGGAUAGCAUCUUCUCCGAAAGGAUGCCCGAGGUUACUGACAAGUGUUUGAUGAGAAGAGCAGCCUCCCUUUGCAACUUUGUCUGCGAAUGAAUUUCAAUGUAUGCCACUGUUAACAAUAAUUUCCAUGAAGUUCAGAGUUUCUGGUUAUUAUAAACCUGGAGUAAGCAAGUUUCCAGGUUGUUGACAGUUACCCGUUGGGAUGGUUAGUUUGUUUCUCAUGUAGAGUAUAUAGGUGGUACCUCACUCCACUCCAGUGCUAUUAGUUGUUCAUACAGGAGCAGCUCCAGUUUUGUAUACAACGUUACAUUCUCAGAUCGAGGCAUCUAGAUGAGUAUUAUUUUCGAGGUUCUAACUGCUUGUGACCGAAAUGACAAUACACGAGAGUCUAUGCUUUAAGGU